Molecule: messenger RNA, 1401 nt
Organism: Cercospora beticola
Lineage: Eukaryota; Fungi; Ascomycota; Dothideomycetes; Mycosphaerellales; Mycosphaerellaceae
Biological process (GO): sterol biosynthetic process
Cellular component (GO): endoplasmic reticulum membrane
Molecular function (GO): iron ion binding; C-4 methylsterol oxidase activity
Source: RefSeq, a predicted model, not a curated record
AACGACAUACCGCAACAACAAUGCAGGCUGUUCGCGAUAAACUCGUCUAUGGGUCAGGGUAUUUAUCAGGUCGCUCGGCAGGAUGGCCGACGGGUUUCUGGGAGCUCUACGGAACUGUCAUGUCGAAAGUAACAGGCAUGUUGACACUGCCGCUCCCACUGGUGUCCUUCAUUGCCAUUCCGCUGUACGGCGGCUCGUCAACCACUGUCAGCCUCGGCUUCUUUUACCUGACAUGGAUAAGCUUGAUCUGGAGCAAAGGACCGCUAACCAUCGAAAUAUACGGCACUGCAAUCAUUAGGCUGUUCUGCUACUUGAUACCGUCGCUACUCUCACUCGGCUUCGAUUUAUCGAUACCUAGCAUGAGUCGCAAAGUCAAGGCAGCAGGAAAAAGACAUCUUCCACACCAGCUUGGUCGAGACCGGCUGUUACACGUUGCGGCUCUUGCGACGUGCAACAUAUUUCUGGGUGUGCUCUUACAGGCAAUACUCGAAAUUGUGGCCACUCGAAUACUUCAUCUUCGCAGUCUCCUGCAGGUUUCGAAGGCCGUUCCUCUGCCCUGGACACUGCUGAUGGAUGUGCUGAAGGGCUUUGCUGUGAGGGGCGCUGUACACUACGCAGUACAUCGAUACGUGCUGCAUGAGUGGCAAUCAGUGUUACAAAAAUGGCACCUGGAAUAUCAGCACUGCACAGACAUCACCUUCAGCAUGCUCGCAGCAUAUGACCAUCCUGCCGCAUAUCUGCUGAAGGGGUUCUUGCCGACGUUCUUGCCGGCCGUGAUCUUUCGCUGGCAUGUCCUUACCUGGCACUUAUUCCUAAGCUUGGUUUCUCUAGAGGAGUUUUUCAUAUUUUCCGGGUAUACUACACUUCCGUCCACGAUCAUAACUGGCGGGAUGGCUCGUCGGAAUGAGGCACACUUUACUUCGGUGGGCGAUGGCUACGGAAUUGGAAAUUAUGGUCGGCUUGGUCUUUUGGAUCUUUGUCUUGGGACGUCAUGCCCCGACGAGGACGAUGUAAUCGAUGAUAUCCAGGAAGAAGCUGAGAAGCACAAUGUGCAAGAUCGAGUCACGAAUGCAGUUGACUCCGGCAUGUCGAAAUUGAAGAAGCAGAAAGCCCGCAAGCGGAAGUAAUACUAGGGUUGCAUUAGCCGCUGCUAUCGGAAUGAUCGCAAGUCUUGUUCGCAUGUCGAGUAUCGUAAUCGAGCGAUUCAUUGCUGUAUCGAUGGUAUUAAGCCACCUUGAUGACAACCUUCCCAAAAUGCCCACCGGAGUACAGGUACUGCAGAGCGUCUUUUGCCUCGUCGAAGUUGAAGGUCCUGUCUAUCGCAGGAUGAAUCUGGCGUUUGGCGUAAAACCUGCACAUCUCUUCGAAGCGAUCCUUAGGGCCAUUGAGUAUUCCCUUCAA